This is a messenger RNA of Drosophila eugracilis, 1112 nucleotides long. Its product is annotated as probable dimethyladenosine transferase. Gene Ontology annotation, molecular function: rRNA (adenine-N6,N6-)-dimethyltransferase activity. The transcript is spliced from 3 exons. Gene Ontology annotation, biological process: rRNA methylation. The record is from RefSeq and is a predicted model, not a curated record. Bases 115 to 1035 code for a protein of 306 amino acids. Gene Ontology annotation, cellular component: mitochondrial matrix. Lineage: Eukaryota; Metazoa; Arthropoda; Insecta; Diptera; Drosophilidae.
AGCUAACAGCGCACAUGUUGAUAAUCAAGAAGAAGCACGUCCAAAACAAAUAAAUACUUGCAUUUAUUUAUUGGAAUUUUUUUAUUUAAAGGAGAAAAUAAAGUGCUAGCUAAGAUGCCAAAGGUCAAAACUGAAAAAAAGAGCCGCAUUCACACCGAGGUGCAGAAGCAGGGAAUUGUUUUUAACAAGGACUUUGGUCAGCACAUCCUGAAGAAUCCCUUGGUAAUAACUACAAUGUUGGAGAAGGCAGCUCUAAGAGCCACCGAUGUCGUUCUGGAAAUUGGUCCCGGAACAGGUAACAUGACUGUUCGAAUGCUGGAGCGGGCAAAGAAGGUGAUAGCUUGCGAGAUUGACACACGUUUGGCCGCCGAAUUGCAGAAGCGAGUGCAAGCCACACCGCUGCAGCCAAAGCUCCAAGUACUUAUCGGAGACUUUCUGAAAGCGGAGCUCCCCUUCUUCGAUCUCUGCAUCGCCAACGUGCCAUAUCAAAUUAGUUCGCCCCUGAUCUUUAAGUUGCUCCUGCACCGACCACUCUUCCGCUGUGCCGUCCUCAUGUUCCAACGUGAAUUCGCCCAGCGACUGGUGGCUAAACCGGGUGACAAGCUUUACUGCCGACUAAGCAUCAAUACCCAACUCCUGGCCCGAGUGGACAUGCUCAUGAAGGUGGGCAAGAACAACUUCAAGCCGCCGCCAAAGGUCGAAAGCAGUGUGGUGAGGCUAGAGCCCAAAAACCCACCACCACCGGUUAACUUCACCGAAUGGGACGGCCUUACUCGAAUCGCCUUCUUGCGCAAAAACAAAACGCUGGCAGCCACCUUCAAAGUCACUUCCGUGCUGGAAAUGCUGGAGAAAAACUACAAACUGUAUCGCUCACUCCGGAAUGAGCCCGUCGAGGAUGACUUCAACAUGCAAGAUAAAGUCAUUGGCAUCUUAGAAGAACAGGACAUGGCUACUAAACGUGCGAGAAGCAUGGACAUCGACGACUUCAUGAAACUCCUGCUGGCUUUCAAUUCAGCUGGCAUUCACUUCAAUUAGUAAUAUUUAUUUAAUAGAUCGUUUAACUUUGUACAUUUUUACCAACAUUAAUAUAAAUGUUAAGCCAACGAACUCUA